AUGGAGAUCACCAAUUCCCCAAGAACGGUGAUAAUGAAGUUUCUGAAUUACAAGGAUAAAGAAGCAGUGUUGAAAGCAGCCAAGGUGAAAGAGCAGAUCCUCUAUAAGAACCAGCCGGUGCGGUUCUACCAAGAUCUAGCAGCAGGUGUUCACCGGAGGCGAAAGGAGUUUGACGGAGUGAGGCUGAAGAAGCUGAAGCAAGUGAAGGCUGGAAACAAAGAAAACAAACUGACUCAAGUUCAUCCAAUGGAUGUUCAGAUGGCAGUGUUUUAUUGUUCAGAUAAUUUUCUUCAGCAGAUCAUGGUAACUAAGCUCUCUCAGUGUCAGUAUGCAGUUCCUCUGCUGCUUCCAAAUCCUUUAACUGGAGAUAUUGAAUUCCCUCUGUGGACGAUUCGCCAGAUCAGUAAGUACUGGAAGACCACGGAUGCAUCAGGAAAAGUCACCAGUAAGACCCUGCCCAUGUACAAAGCUCAAACUCCAAUGGUGGCAUUCUUCAGGAUUGGUUCAAUUUUUUCAUCCAAGUCUCAGCUGAUGAACAGGCUGAUCAAUGAGAAGCACGACACGUUCUUCCACAGGGACUGUCCAGGCAGCAGCAGAGAGCGUCUACUGAUGGAUGGAGUGGUGGAGAUCGCCUGGUACCUCCCAUCUGGGAAAAGCACUGAUCAUUUCUCAGACUGUGUAGCGUUCUGUAAUCUACAUGGAGAUUCCAGCAUCAACGAGACUCAGAUAAAGAUUCUUACUGAAAUGUCCUCUGUAAACGUUGCAUUAUUACCUCGUCUUGAUGAAAACGACAACAAUAUGGUAAUUGUACAAGAGCUUUUUGAGAGUUCAAAACCUCUAAUUGUUGCUCUGACUGAUGAAGAAGAUGAUAGUGAAGAUGUGUGUGAGAUCGGAGAGGGAAAAUACAGAGUAUCACUGAAGGGCAGAAACCAGUCUGAUGUUUCUGUUGCUCUCAGAGAAGUUAUCAAAAACUGCCUCUCAGAACAGCCUGUGACUUUCAGUGUGGAGAAGAUAGCAGAACACCCAGAGAAGACAGAAGAACACACAGAGAAGACAGAAGAAGACACAGAGAAGACAGAAGAGCACACAGAGAAGACAGAACAGCACACAGAGGAGACAGAAGAGCACACAGAGGAGACAGAAGAACACACAGAGAAGACAGAAGAACACACAGAGAAGACAGAAGAAGACACAGAGAAGACAGAAGAGCACACAGAGAAGACAGAACAGCACACAGAGGAGACAGAAGAGCACACAGAGGAGACAGAAGAGCACACAGAGGAGACAGAAGAACACACAGAGAAGACAAAAGAACACACAGAGAAGACAGACAAAAACACAGAGAAGACAGAAGAACAGACAGAGAAGACAGAAGAACACACAGAUGAGACAAAAGAGCACACAGAGAAGACAGAAGAACACACAGAGAAGACAGAACACACAGAGGAGACAAAAGAGCACACAGAGAAGACAGAAGAACACAUAGAGAAGACAGAAGAACACACAGAGAAGACAGAAGAACACACAGAGAAGACAGAAGAACACACAGAGAAGACAGAAGAACACACAGAGAAGACAAAAGAACACAGAGAGUUGAAGGUGGAUGAGAAUAUUGAAGCCUGUCAGAAUGCAAAGGAAGCUGCACAGGGGAUGAUGAGAUUCCUGGAGAGAGAAGAUCCAUCAACAGUCAAAGAAAAAUAUCUGCCCUGCCAGGGGAAACUGUGGCAUGACUGGAGCCAGAAAAACAAAGACUUGCGGCGACUCAAAAGUGAGAACAUAGAAUCUGAGAAAAGUGAGAAAGAGAAAGAGUUAAGAGAAAUAAGAAAGAAACAGCUGGAUCAUGGUUUUAGUGACUUCAUGGGCUUGUUUUUAGGGGGUUUAAGGUCACUGUCAGACAGUGAGAAAAUGUAUUUCCUCAAGUGGACGACAAUCCUGCUGGAUGACUUCACUUUAGACAUACUUUCAAACAUCCUUCAGGAGUACGACCAAAAAUGGUCAGAAAUGUUGGCUUUGCAGAGAACACACAAAAAAGAAAAUGAAACUUUACAGAAAAUGAAAACUGAACAACAAAAUCUAGAAAAGAUCUCAAACAAGCUUAAUGCUGCCACAUUCGGUUUGGAGCACAUACUGAGAGAGAUGGGUCAGAUUUAUGAAGCUUCAGUCUCUGAGAGAAGAGAGGAUAGAGUGAAGGAUGGAGAUCUUACUUACCUUCCUGAACUUGCUGCUGAACUCAUGAUAUCUGGCCACCCGAUGGAGCUGAUGGAUGGUGAUGCUGCUCAUGUUCCUCUGGUCUGGGUUUCAGCAGUUCUGGAUAAGGUCAUCAGAAAACUGGGAGACCAGAGAGUCUUUGUGUUGUCAGUUCUGGGAAUUCAGAGCUCGGGGAAAUCCACCAUGCUCAACGCCAUGUUCGGACUCCAGUUUGCAGUCAGUGCUGGAAGAUGCACCAGAGGAGCCUUCAUGCAGCUGGUGAAAGUGUCUGAUGAGAUGAAGGGGGAACUGAAGUUUGACUACAUUCUGGUUGUUGAUACUGAAGGUCUCAGAGCUUUAGAGCUGGCUGGAAAAGACACCCUACAUCAUGAUAAUGAACUGGCAACAUUUGUUGUAGGCCUUGGAAACAUGACUUUGAUCAACAUCUUUGGAGAAAACCCAUCAGAGAUGCAGGACAUCCUUCAGAUUGUUGUUCAGGCCUUCAUGAGGAUGAAGCAGGUCAGACUGAAUCCCAGCUGUGUGUUUGUUCAUCAGAAUGUUACUGAUGUUGCAGCUGGAGAGAAAAACAUGGAGGGAAGAAGACGAUUACAAGACAGACUGGAUGAAAUGACCAAGUUAGCUGCUAAAGAUGAAGUCUAUGAUGCAGAAUGCUUCAGUGAUAUCAUUGCAUUUGAUGUACAGAAGGAUGUGAAGUACUUUUCUCAGCUCUGGGAGGGCAGCCCACCCAUGGCUCCACCAAACCCACGCUACAGUGAAAAUGUUCAGGAGCUGAAGAGAGACAUUGUUUCUCGUGCAUCAGAGACAAACUGCAUGAAAUUAUCACAGUUUCAGCAGCGAGUGAAAGAUCUCUGGGAGGCUCUGCUGAAUGAAAACUUUGUCUUCAGUUUCAGGAACACACUGGAGAUAUCAGUGUACAGGAAACUGGAGGAGGAGUAUGAGAAAUGGACCUGGAGUCUCAGGAGUACCAUGCUGAGUACUGAAGACAAAAUGCUGAACAGAAUCUCCAGUGGAAAAUUAGAAGCAGUAGAAAAACAAGAGCUGGUGAGAGAAAUUUCAGAGACUCUGCAGAAAGUACAAACAUCAUUUAAAGUGUAUUUUGAAGAAGACAGUGAAAAAGAAACUCUGAUUCAGUGGAAAAGCAGAUUUGAGAAGCAAAUACAGCAGGUCCAUGAUGACCUAGUAGAUGAGGCCAAAAGAAAACUGGAUGAAAACAUCAAACAGAAAAGCAUUCGGAAAGAUCUGGAUGAGCAGCUGAAAAAUCAUGAGAAUACUCUCUUUGAAAAGAGUAAAGAACUCGCUCUGAAGUUUAAAGAUCAGAGUGAAAACAAAAAACAGAAUUUGGGAGACCUGAAAGCAGAAUUUGAUUCAGUGUGGGGACAGUGGGUCUCUGAAUUAACUAAUGGUGUUCCAAAAAUCAAAGAUAUAAACAUCUCAAAUGAUGUCAUUAACAUUUUGGGGGGUAUGUUUUCUGAAUAUGGUGUUGUUCUUGAUCAAAAGAAGAGAGCAGAGUACAGAAAGAUUCACAUUGUUGCUGAUUACAGCAGUUAUGUUUCUAUGAAAAGGUUCAGGUGGGGAGCUCUUCCUUUAUGGAAACAGUCUUUUAAUCCAGAAGAUCAGAUAUCAAUACGAGAACUGAUUUCUAAAGUCAUCCAACAAACAACAGAAAAAGUGAAUUCAUUUCCAGUCUCAGUGCAGGGAUACAGCUCAGGCUACAUCCAGCAAAUUGUACGUGAUGUCAAACAACGAGUGCAGGAGUUUAAACCAAGAGAUGACUGCUUUGAGUUUAAGAAAGAGUUCUUUGUUGAUCUCUCUCUUUAUGUGUGUGAACAAGCUGAGAAACACUUUGUAGAACUUUACAUGAAAUACAGAGAAGCAAAUGAUCCACUUCUUCACUUCAAAAAGAAAAAAGCUGAGUACUUAAAAGUCUUCAUGAAUUACUAUCAGGGAGCAACAUAUGCAGCAGUGCUUGGAGAUCAAAUCUGUGUUAAACUGAAAGAAACAAUCCUGCAGAGUGUGUACAACAUGACCGCUAAAUUCAUCUGUGAGCAGAUGAGAGGAAAACCUCCAUUUAAUGGGAACAGAGGAGAUCUGGAGAAGCACAUUCUGAAGUCUCUGGCAGAGCAGGAGGGAGAUAAGGAGGAGAAGUUUAAUAACUUCUUAACAUACAUGUACCUGCCCAGGGCAUACUUUGAAAAAAUCAUCAGAGACAGAGUUAGACAGUACAUGGCAGCAGAAAACCCUCAGGCAGUUUCUGUAAUAAUAGAACACAUCGACCACAAACAGAGAAUUAUCAUCAGUGCAGCAGAAAAAGCAAAAGAUGAGGUCAAAUCUGCAAAAGGAGACGUGAACAAGUGGCUGGAGAUUUUCUCCAACAGUCUUGUAGAUGAGUUAGGAGAUACUAAAGUUAACCUGAGUGAUAAAGUCACCAAGGAUGUCACUGAUUAUGAUGUUCUUGUAGAUGUUAUAAAAAAAGAGCUUUUGAUUGUUGUUAAAGAGCUGAAAAGAAGCUUCUGUCAACUUUCAGAUCUGAGAAAGGAGAUGUUCAGAGAAAAGCCUGAGGAGAUUCUGAUUAAACACUUCUGCAGGUGCUGCUGGAAACAGUGUCCCUUCUGUGGAGCCGUCUGUACCAACAGUCAAGAAAAUCAUACUGAAAAACACCAGGCUGUAUUCCAUCGCUCAGGUGCAUGCAAAACAUGA
Molecule: messenger RNA, 4905 nt
Organism: Astyanax mexicanus (Mexican tetra)
Lineage: Eukaryota; Metazoa; Chordata; Actinopteri; Characiformes; Acestrorhamphidae
Product: interferon-induced very large GTPase 1-like
Exons: 5
Coding region: 1-4905 (1634 amino acids)
Molecular function (GO): GTP binding
Source: RefSeq, a predicted model, not a curated record